Plasmopara halstedii is the source of this 815-nucleotide messenger RNA. RefSeq lists its product as uncharacterized. The transcript has a single exon. NCBI's taxonomy places the organism in Eukaryota, Oomycota, Peronosporomycetes, Peronosporales, Peronosporaceae. The record is from RefSeq and is a predicted model, not a curated record. Bases 483 to 671 code for a protein of 62 amino acids.
AUAUGGCGUAGUCGGUACCUUCAAGCAAGCAAUGUUACCUUUCUUUAGAAUUGAUGUUGAGAAUCUUGAGACAGUAUGACGAAGUAGAUAUUUGUGGACUUGAUACUAAUUGAAAAACGAGAAAUAUUCUCGAGGCCUUUUGUCGUUGCGAGGGAAGACAAUGCUAAAGAGCGUCAAACUGUUCGAUUAUCGCAAUAACAAAGUUCGUUUGCUUGUGGGUCCUUGUGAAAUUGAGCAGCUUUGAAGCAUUUUACAAGUCAUUCAAGCAAGAAGACGAACUCGCAGGAUUUAUACUUUGCACCAUCAGCUUCAGCAAGGUAAAUAACAUUAUCAAGAUGCUAGAUUAAAGUCAAAGCUGCUCUAUAGCGCGAUGACGUGAUUCUGAAUGCGAGCGUCAGUGAUGAGGCAUAUUACCGCAUCUGGUCAGGUAAAAUCGAUUUUUUUGCAAUUCGAACGCUUUUUUUAAGUUGUUCGACAGCUUAAUGUUAAUUUCAAGUGUCACAUGCAUUUUUCUCCUCUAUGCAGUUAAGAGUGCAAGAUCCAGCUUUUCCUGCAAAGGUUCUAAUGCUCCGGUAAUGGCCACAACACUCCCACACAACCAGUUAGACACACGUAUAGUUGGUGUAACUUACCAGCAUUUGAAGAACACGAUAGUGCAAUCAGCGCUUUAAUAUGUUCAGGAUUGUCAUUUACACCAGCAUCUGACUGCACAGCUUCGUACGAUUUGAUCUCUUCAUCACACUAAAUUAAAACAUCAUAGUCAGGUAUCUUCGCGUCAUUAGCUUCUACUUCUAAUAACUAAAUAGUGUCCCCCU